Messenger RNA from Erigeron canadensis, 1767 nucleotides. RefSeq lists its product as uncharacterized. Gene Ontology annotation, molecular function: carbon-sulfur lyase activity. NCBI's taxonomy places the organism in Eukaryota, Viridiplantae, Streptophyta, Magnoliopsida, Asterales, Asteraceae. The coding region runs from base 1 to 1566 and encodes 521 amino acids. The transcript has 2 exons. The record is from RefSeq and is a predicted model, not a curated record.
AUGGCUUCGUUAGUUUCUGAUACACAAUCAGCUUUGUUAGCAAAUCGUUUCAUUCUUGAUGGGCCUCUUGUGGUUAAUGAACUGGUCUCGUGGGCUAAGAGAUCCAAAUCUAAGUCUUUUCUUUUCAAGAUAGACUUUGAGAAAGCCUUCGAUUCUUUAAAUUGGGGUUUUAUUGAUGUUGUCUUUAUGCAAAUGGGUUUCCCAGUAAGAUGGCGAAAUUGGAUGAAAGACAUUCUAAAUUUAUCACGGGCUUCUGUGUUGGUUAAUGGAUCUCUUACCCAAGAAUUUCAAUUUUCUCGGGGUGUUAGGCAAGGGGAUCCAUUAUCUCCUUAUAUUUUCAUCUUGGCCAUGGAGGUUCUAGGGGAUCUAUUCUCUAAGGUCGUGGAUACUGGUAACUUAUGUGGCAUUGCCACCCCUAACGCAGGUGCGGUUGUUUCUCACUUAAUAUACACCGAUGAUGUGUUGGUACUUGGUGAGUGGUCAACAAACAAUUUUAUGAAUGUCAUUCGUAUACUUAGAUGUUUUUAUUUGAUAUCCGGUCUUACAAUGAAUCCAUCAAAAUCUAAGUUAUUCGGGCUGGGGGGCUCGACGUUUGAAACUUUAAGGGCAGUAGCUAGUAUAAAUAAGGUCUCUAUGGGUGAACUUCUCUUUACUUAUCUAGGAGUUCCAAUUAGGGCAAAUAUGAAUAAAGUGAAGAGUUGGGAUGAUGUAAUUCAUACAGUGGAAAACAGGUUGUCCAAAUGGAAAGAAUUGUCAUUGUCGAUCGGAGGAAGGGUAAUUCUCAUCAAGUCUGUGUUGAAUAGUCUUCCUAUGUACUUCUUAUCUUUGUUUAAGGCCCCGAAACAAGUUAUUGCCAAAUUGGAUGCCAUUAGAAAACGAUUUCUUUGGGGGAGUAUGGAUGAGAAACGCAAAAUUCAUUGGGUGUCAUGGGAUAGAGUCAUUGCCCCUAAGUUCUCUGACGGUCUUCGGUUAGAUUCCAUUCAGGAUAUUAAUGAUAGCAUGUUUGUCAAAUGGCUAUGGAGAUUUAAUACGGAAGAUUCCAAACUAUGGAGAAGAGUCAUUGCAUCCAUACAUGCACAUGAUAGCUCGACUAAUGCAUUUCCGACUGCUCGCUUUUCAAGGAUUUGGUACAAUAUAUGUCAGAUUCCCAAAAUAAUCUUGAAUUCCAAGAUGGUAAUACACAAUGGCGGAUGCCACUGUAAAAAUGUAAGAUGGCGGGUUGAUGCACCAGCCAGUAUUGUAGCCUGGCAGUGCAAUUGCUCGGACUGUGCCAUGAGAGGAAACACUCAUUUUAUUGUUCCAUCUGAAAGAUUUGAGAUAUUGGGAGAUUCUGAGAAGUUUCUCACCACCUACACUUUUGGGACCCAUACUGCAAAACAUACGUUCUGUAAGGUUUGUGGUAUAACGUCUUUUUAUACACCUAAGUCGAACCCAGACGGAAUAGCGAUUACAUACAAGUGUGUUGAUCCUGGAUCAAUAACCCAUGUAGAGAUAAAGCAUUUUGAUGGAUUGAAUUGGGAGAUAUCACACAAGUCAACUGGCAUUGCCUCGUGUUCGAAGGUGUAGGAUUGAAAAUAAUCAUUGUUGUUUGCAAUGUUGGGCAUAUAAGUUCAUGUUAAGUGUCAAAUGAUGUAGACUACUAGACAAGUAUAUUGUUGUUUUCAAAGUACAAUUGUUUGUUAACACGAUGGGCUAGGUUUAGCCAUUACAUUUUAAUCUUAUGUCUGACUUAUGUUUUAUAAAGCAAAUAAGUCCUAUUAUUCUAUA